ACAUUUGUUUCCUCCGAACACGGUUGUACUUUGCACAAUGUGCUUCCGGCUCCGAGCCACACGUGAACAGUGAAAACAAGACGCCGCCGGAGCCACAGCUGAACCCAAGCCUUUCAGCGCUGUUGAGGGGAGUUUCUCCUGCAGUGUUCACGGGGAGGACAGCAGGAGCAUCGUUCACCAACCCGUCCACCUCUGUUUGAUGCUGUUUUAGACUUCAAACAAGAGUGAAGGAGCAACUAAUAACCCCAAAUUUUAAAUUUACUGAAAGGGCCUACCAGCCUACAGACCUACCAGCUUCAAUAAAAUGUACAAGACGUUUUGAGCCCAGUGCCUCCACUAUUGUGAGUGAACUUUCCAGAAUUAAUCCCGGGGCAGUUAGAGCUUGUACAACAUUUGCUCUUGGCCAAAAUGGAUGGCAAGGUGAAGAAACAGAGGAAGCACCAGCAAAAACAUAGUGGACCCAAAGCCGAGAAGAAGAAGCUGAGGAAGCAGGGCCCCUCCACAGAAGAAGAUGAGCGCAGGCGUAACCCCAAGGCAUUUGGUGUGCAGUCGGCCGUCCGCAUGGCCAAGACUUUCCACAGGGCCCAGGAUAUAAAGACUAAGAAGCACCACAUACCUUUAGUAGACCGCACUCCACUUGAGCCCCCUCCUGUGGUCAUAGUGGUGAUGGGACCCCCCAAAGUGGGCAAAACUACACUGAUUCGAUGUUUGAUCAAGAACUUCACCAGGCAAAAGCUGGGGGAUAUCUGUGGGCCUGUGACUAUUGUUUCAGGGAAGAAGCGUCGGCUCACUUUCAUGGAGUGCACCAAUGACAUCAACACCAUGAUUGAUCUGGCUAAAGUUGCUGACCUAGUAUUGAUGCUCAUAGAUGCCAGCUUUGGUUUUGAGAUGGAGACUUUUGAGUUCCUAAACAUUUGUCAGGUUCAUGGCUUCCCUCGCAUUAUGGGAGUGCUCACUCACCUUGAUGCCUUCAAGAACAACAAGACACUGCGCAAAACCAAAAAGAACCUUAAGCACCGCUUCUGGACUGAAGUCUACCAGGGUGCCAAGCUGUUUUACUUGUCUGGUAUGGUGUACGGGGAGUACCAGACGCAGGAGGUGAAGAAUCUUGGUCGCUUCAUCUCUGUGAUGAAGUUUCGUCCUCUGGUGUGGCAGACAUCCCAUCCUUAUGUCUUAGUAGAUCGGAUGGAAGACCUGACUGACCCCGAGAAGGUCAGGACUGAACCAAAGUGUGACCGAACCAUUUCUCUCUACGGCUACCUGCGAGGGACAUAUCUAAAGAACAAGAGCCACAUUCAUAUUGCUGGAGUAGGGGAUUACCAGGUGUCAGAUGUGAACUUUCUUCCGGACCCCUGCUCGCUGCCAGACGCACAAAAGAAGAGGGCUCUGAAUGAGAAGGAGCGGCUACUGUAUGCCCCCAUGGCAGGAGUGGGGGGCGUGGUCUAUGACAAAGAUGCAGUUUAUGUGGACCUGCCUGCAAGUCAUGUCAAGCAACAACAGGAGGAGGUGCGUCCUACUACAGAGCUUGUCCAGUCUCUUCUUGACACACAUGCCACUUUAGAUGCGAAGAUGGCUGCAAGUAAGGUUUCCCUAUUUAGUGGUUCAGCAACUCUCAACUCUGAGGACUUAGUAGAACAAGAGCGGCUCCAGGAGGAGACUGUGUGGGACGAACAGAAUGGCCGCAGCAGGAGGAGAGUGGUCUUCAAUGACAACCAGGACCAGGCCAGCAGCUCCAGUGAUGAGGAGGAAGAUGAAGAACAAGAUGAGGAAGAGAAGGAGAAGGAUGAGGAAGAUGAUGACAUAAACAAGUUUUUGAGACAGACAAGAGAGGGGAGCGGACCCCCACAGAAGAAACAGAAAGUGGAGCAGGCACCGUCAGAGCUCCCAGCAUUCGCCGACAGCGAGGAUGAGUUGGAGAAGAGUGAGGAGGACUCAGAAGAGGAAGACUCAGAUGAUGAGGAAGACUCAGAAGAAGAAGAUGAGGAACAAGGCUCUGAAGAAGAGGAGGGCUCAGAAGAGGAGCAAGGGGCCUUACGCUGGAAAGAGGACCUCCAGCAGAAAGCAUCAGAAGCUUUUCUGCGACAACAAGAAGCUGCCCCUAAUCUUCGUAAACUGGUGUAUGGUACAGUGGUGGAAGCUGCUGCUGCACAAGAUGGUGAGGUGGAUGAGGAGCUUGGUGGAUUGUUCAGAGUCAGUCGCCCUCAGAACAAUAAAAGAGUCCAGGCCGAUGCUGUGGACUGCUCACGCUUCCAUCCAAAUGCUACUCAAGACUGGGAUUCACAGGAGGUAUUAGACUCUAUCAGGGACUGCUUUGUGACCGGAAAAUGGGAGCAAAGUGAGGAUGCCGCCACUCUGCUCAAAGAGGAUGAGGAGUUGUAUGGCGACUUUGAGGAUUUGGAAACAGGAGAAGUCCAUAAGAACCAGAGUGUAGAGGAAGAGGAACAGGUGGAGAGUAAUAGCGAAGCAGAUGACGAGGAGCAGCCACUGGUGCAGACUGAUGAAGAGGAGCAGAGGAACAAACGUCUGGAGAAGAAGAGACGACUUAAAGAGCGUUUCGACUCAGAGUAUGAUGACGGAGAAGCCACGUACUUGGAUGACCUUAAAGAGGAGAUGCAAAAACAGGCUGAGCUGAACCGUGCCGAGUUUGAGGCGAUGGACGAUGAGACCAGAGUACAGUAUGAAGGCUUCCGACCGGGCAUGUAUGUGCGACUGGAAAUCCCCUCUCUGCCUUGUGAGUUUGUGACCAACUUUGACCCACACUAUCCCAUCAUCCUCGGAGGGCUUAGCUCCAGUGAAGGCAACGUGGGAUACCUACAGAUGCGCCUCAAGAAGCAUCGUUGGUAUGAUCGUAUCCUGAAGACUCGGGACCCCCUGAUCCUGUCCCUGGGCUGGCGGCGCUUCCAGACCAUCCCCUUGUACCACAUCGAGGACCACAACGGGCGCCACCGCCUGCUCAAGUACACUCCACAGCACAUGCACUGUGGGGCCUCCAUCUGGGGACCAGUCACUCCACAGGGAACCGGUUUUAUUGCUCUACAGUCUGUGGCUGGAACAAAGGCUAAUUUUCGUAUUGCAGCCACAGGAGUCAUUUUAGAUGUGGACAAGUCUGUAACUAUAGUGAAGAAGCUCAAACUCCUAGGUUACCCUUACAAGAUUUUCAAAAACACCUGUUUCAUUAAGGGCAUGUUUAACACUGUGCUUGAAGUGGCCAAGUUUGAAGGGGCCUCCAUUCGAACUGUCUCAGGGGUCAGAGGUCAGAUCAAAAAGGCCCUGUCCACUCCCCCUGGAGCCUUUAGGGCUACCUUUGAGGACCGUCUUCUAAUGAGUGACAUAGUUUUCCUGCGCUCCUGGUAUCCAGUGACUGUCCCUCAGUUGUACAACGCCAUCACGAAUUUGCUGCUGCCUGUGGGACAGAAGGAUAGCUGGGCGGGCAUGAGGACCUUGGGCCAGCUCAAACAUGACCUCGGCAUUCGCAAUAAGCCUAACACAGACUCUCUGUACAAGCCUGUUUCGCGUGCUCCCAGACGCUUCAACAAACUCCACAUCCCAAAAGAGCUCCAAAAAGCCCUUCCCUUCAAGAGCAAGCCCAAGCAGCAGCAGCCUAAAGGAAAGACCCCUAGAGACCUCCAGAGGCCUGGUGUGAUUCGGGAACCGCACGAGAGGAAGGUGAUGGCCCUCCUCCAGGCCCUGGGCACAGUUCAUAAUUACAAAACUAAAAAGGCCCAAACAAUGAAACAUGCCAAGCACAAAGAGUUCCUUCAGCAGAAAAACCAGCAGGAGGAAGCCAAAUCCAAGCGGCAGCGGGAGCUGCGCAAGAAAUUGUACAAAGCCAUGGGACAGUCAGAGAAGAAGAGCGCACGCUCAAGUCUAAAGGGCAACACUGAGGACUGAUCUUAUAGUGACAGACAACAAUCUUUGUAUUAUCCACUUUAAAAAAUGUUUUAUUUGUUUUAAAUAAACACCAUUGUCACAUGUAA
Boleophthalmus pectinirostris (great blue-spotted mudskipper) is the source of this 3977-nucleotide messenger RNA. RefSeq names its product BMS1 ribosome biogenesis factor (gene bms1). The coding region runs from base 409 to 3891 and encodes 1160 amino acids. The record is from RefSeq and is a predicted model, not a curated record. The transcript is spliced from 23 exons. Gene Ontology annotation, molecular function: U3 snoRNA binding; GTPase activity; GTP binding. Gene Ontology annotation, cellular component: 90S preribosome; nucleus. Gene Ontology annotation, biological process: ribosome biogenesis; maturation of SSU-rRNA from tricistronic rRNA transcript (SSU-rRNA, 5.8S rRNA, LSU-rRNA); endonucleolytic cleavage of tricistronic rRNA transcript (SSU-rRNA, 5.8S rRNA, LSU-rRNA). Lineage: Eukaryota; Metazoa; Chordata; Actinopteri; Gobiiformes; Gobiidae.